Salvia miltiorrhiza (redroot sage) is the source of this 987-nucleotide messenger RNA. RefSeq names its product LOB domain-containing protein 29-like. The record is from RefSeq and is a predicted model, not a curated record. The transcript has 2 exons. Gene Ontology annotation, cellular component: nucleus. Gene Ontology annotation, biological process: hormone-mediated signaling pathway; positive regulation of DNA-templated transcription. NCBI's taxonomy places the organism in Eukaryota, Viridiplantae, Streptophyta, Magnoliopsida, Lamiales, Lamiaceae. Bases 70 to 732 code for a protein of 220 amino acids.
AUUAACACACCAAAAAGAGAAAAUAAAUUCAAAAAUUUAUCACUCGAUCUAGAAGGAAUUGGCAUUAACAUGACAGGAUCCAGCUCCCCCUGUGGCGCCUGCAAAUUCUUGAGAAGAAAAUGUGUCAACGGUUGUGUUUUUUCACCUUAUUUCUGCCACGAACAAGGUGCGACUCAUUUUGCAGCUAUUCAUAAGGUAUUCGGAGCUAGCAACGUGUCGAAACUCCUUGCUCACCUCCCCGACAGCCACCGGAGUGAGGCCGCCGUCACUAUCUCCUAUGAAGCUCAAGCUAGGCUUCAAGAUCCCAUUUAUGGUUGCGUUUCUCAUAUUUUUGCCCUCCAACAGCAGGUUGUGAAUUUGCAAGCUCAAUUGGCUUCACUCAAGCAACAAGCAGCUCAAUGCAUCAUCAACAACUCCAGCACCUCCGCAAACCCUAACCCUAACGAUCAUAAAUUCUACGGCGAAAGCCAUUCUUCGCCUCACGAUCUCCAUGGCUGGUGGCAAUCUCUACAAAAUCAGAUGGCAAUUUCUCAAUUUGAUGCAGACAACAGCUACUACUCCAGUGGAAGCAUGGACUUGAGCCCUUCUGUAAAACACGAAAACCCGAUUUUCGCAGAGCAGAAUCCCUCAUAUGGAAGCAUGGAUUCAUUUGAAGAUCAGCAAUGGCCUUUGCAAGAUGUUGGUGAUGAGCUCCAGUCAGUUGCUUUUGGACAUCUUCAUCUUUCUUGUUGAAAAGUUAGUUAGCGCUUAAUCAUGGUCAAAUUAGGUUUAAUAAUUAUCUGCCAAUUUUGAUAUUAUUCACGCUACAACAAAAAUGUCUAGUAGCGAUAAAUCAUGAUCAUGAUUUACCUGCAAACCCUAGGAAUGUUCUGCUGUCAGAAUAAACCUAAAUAUUUUCUUGAUCCUAUGAUUGGGAUUUAGGCAGUGUACCAGGCCGGAUAUAUUUAAGUAGAACAACAGCAUAUAAAUAACCCUUUUGAUUUGAUA